AUGGCUUCCGACGCUGCUGCCCAGCUGCCCAACGGCACCCCGACCGACGCCAGGUCCGUCGCCGAUGAACCCACGACGCCCCAGGAAAGCCAUGUUCUGGCAUUGAACUCGUCACAAGUCACCCUGCCGUCGACUGAAGUCCCCGCGUCUCCGAUCGAUCCCAAUCAAUCAUUCAAGACCGAAGUCAACGACGACCGCAUGAGCUCUUCCGCCGUCAUUCCCUCUUCUUUGACCCCGCCUCCCUCGUCCCAGGUCAUCGCACACGCCGCAAACGCAGCUAUGCAACCUACAUAUGGCGGCUCCCAGCGCUCUGCACUCUUCUCGCCGCCUGCCACGGGCCUUAACACGACGAUUCGCCGAGACGGCGGGCUCGGUUCAGAAUACGCUCCGCCAGCCCCUUCUCAGGUCGUCGAGGCCACCGCCGACGAGCUGCGAGCCAUGAUGCAGACGUGCAUCGCAGAGCACGCCAAGCUGAAGAUGGAGGCUGCACACCACAAGCUACAGUACAACUUGCUCAGCAUUCAGGCCGACGAGGAUGCGAAGCGAGCUGCCGUCGAGCACGAAAUGACCCGCCGCGAGAUCGAAGCCCUUAGGACCGCCGAGUACUCGAGGCAGGCUGUUCGCGAGCUGAGCGCAGCAUCGGAAUCGGCGCAGAUGAAGUAUCUCCAGAUGAAGAUGUGGUACGAGGAGGCCGUCGACGAGAACGAGGCCUUGGCGAAGCGGGUUAAAUUGGCCAAGAAGGUCAUCUCACAAAAAGAGGAGGAUAUCGCGAGUUUGACGGAGGAGCGGGACAUGCUGCUUAACCGCAUCCGGGAAAAUCGGGAACACUUUCACAUGCUAUGCAGCCCGGGCGGCAUCUUUCACGGCGCCCUGACGCCCAAACAGCAGCCGCUGCACCAGACCUCCGUCUCAACUCCCCAGCAGGCUCACCGAGCCACCCCAAAGCAGACACCGCGAUCUGCACACCGCGAUACACGCAUCGAUCGGGACCACGGCCCUGAGCCCAUCGCGGCUCUUCUGCAGGCCCUCAGCCAGGACAACAACAGCGCGCCGUCGACACCGACGACGGCGGUCAGACCCGCGCCCCGCAUGCCUCCCAAGCACACUCGAAACGCGCAGUCGUUGUCGUCUCUGCCGACGACGCCGCUCUCCCGCCCUACCCGUCACGAGCAGUCUGGUCUGCUGCCGUCUGUGAACCUGGUUCCCCAGAGCGAGCCUCGGCACAGGUACAGCACCCAAGUCAUCCCGGGCACGCCGCCGCCCGCUGCACGAGAGUCUACCCGCAAGAGCCGCGAGAGCACGAUUUCAGCUGACGACAACGAGGAGCUGGCUCGCCAGGCCCUCGAGUCGGUCGCAAAAUCGGCGUCGUUCCUGUCACAAAUGUCGCGUGGUGAGUCACGAGGGUCUCGCCGGCCUCUUCCGGGCGGCGACGGGGACGAGGAUGUGUAUGAGAGCCAAGCCAGCCAGGCAGCCUCGGAGAUGCUGCGUCGCGACCCCCGCGAGAGUUUCGAGGUGGCUUCUUCGGCGGGCUCACGCGACGGCACUCCCGCCCCGGCGGAGAAGAGCGCUAGACUCCAGGCGAAGCUUUUCCCCGGCAUCACCAAGGGUCACACGACAUCAGAUAAGCGCAAGUUUAGCGGGGGUGCGUCUACGGCGCAAGAGGCGCUCUCUACUCUUGCCAGCCAGUCGAAACGGAUGCGCAUGAGCGGUUCCGUUGAGGAGAAUCCCUCCAAAGUCGGACUCGGGAUUCAGUACAGCUACAGCUAA
Molecule: messenger RNA, 1767 nt
Organism: Colletotrichum karsti
Lineage: Eukaryota; Fungi; Ascomycota; Sordariomycetes; Glomerellales; Glomerellaceae
Exons: 1
Coding region: 1-1767 (588 amino acids)
Source: RefSeq, a predicted model, not a curated record